AUGCCUCGUAAAGCUCCCACCACCAUCACCGUCUUCCUUAUUCUCCUCUGCCUCGCUUUCUAUUCUCUCCUCCUCUCUCGCUCCGCCAUAUCUUCCUUCCCCUCCGACCUCCGCUUCCUCCCCCAGAACCUCACCGCUCUGUACAAGGACUCGGAUUCUUUCAACCAUGUUAUUAGAGAAGAUAUAAACGAGCUCACUCGCCGAACUCGACUCGUCACCUCGAUCAAAGGUCCCGUUGAUUCGUUUUCUGUUCUAUUGCCCAACUGGGAAGUCCUUGUUCUGGUCUAUAAUGAAACCCCAUUGAUGUUGAAUCCCGGCGAUGGUGGUUUAUAUUGUAUUUUCCCAAGAAACGAGUCUUCUCCGGCGAAUUUCUCCGGGAUGUUGACUUUAAGCGGCGCCUUCACGUUCAAGUGCAUUCUGCCGAACAGGAACCGAAGACUUCAUCCGUUUCGCCAGCCUGUCCUGGCGAGGUUUCUGGAGAAGGAACCGAACGCCACCUCUGCUUCGCCGGUGAUGCCGCGGUGGGACUACUUGGCGUACGAGUGCUUCUCCGCCGAGGCCGACGUGGUUGUUUUCGUUAAGGGCGUUAACCACCGCCAAGGAAUCAAUAAGUCCCCAGAGGAAUUCAGUUGCGUUUUCGGCGACGACAUCAAGAACGCCGUCAGAACCGCCGUUACCAGCUCCAAGCAGGAGGUAUUCAGGUGCCACCAUCCCGUGAUCGCCUCCGCCGAAAGAAUCAAAGUCUCCAUCGAAAUCCGAAGCCAAAAGCUGGUCGUCCCUUCGGUUGCAUACUACACUACUCCCCCGAGGCGCACCCCAUCAAACCCGAAGCCGAAAUCGCUAUUGUGCGCCACCACCAUGGUUUACAACGUGGCGAAGUUCUUAAGGGAAUGGGUCAUGUACUAUUCCGUGAUCGGCGUCGACAAGUUCAUCUUAUACGACAAUGGAAGCGACGACAAUCUCCAGAGAGUCGUGAAAGUGCUCAACGAAGAAGGAGAUUACAACAUCGAAAGGACUUUCUGGGUUUGGCCUAAAACCCAAGAAGCUGGAUUCUCUCACAGUGCAGUUUAUUUCAAAGAUUCAUGCGCAUGGAUGAUGUAUGUCGAUGUCGACGAGUUCAUAUUCUCACCAUCAUGGCUUAAGAAUUCAUAUCGACCAUCGAAAACAAUGCUUAAAUCUCUGUUAUCAACACCAUCCGAUCGAUCAACCGGUCAAGUUUCGAUCAAGUGCAACGAUUUCGGGCCGUCGGAUCAAAAGAACCACCCAGAAACGGGAGUAAUGCAGGGAUACAACUGUCGACGACAAACCGAGCAACGCCACAAAUCGAUCAUUCUACUGGAGGCGGUCGACCAUUCGUUGCUUAACGUGAUCCAUCACUUUGAUUUGAACGACAGUUAUUACAGUUGGAAAGAGUUGCCGUUGGAGGCGGCGGUGAUCAAUCAUUAUAAGUACCAAGCGUGGCCCGAGUUCAUGAACAAGUUCCGAAGGAGGGUAUCGGCUUUCGUUGCGGAUUGGAGGACGAGGGUUAACCCGAUGUCAAAGGACCGGACCCCCGGGUUAGGGUUCCAACCCAUUAAACCGGACGGUUGGGAGAAGAUGUUCUGUGAUGUAAAAGAUGAAAGGUUGAAAAUUCUGAGUCAAAAAUGGUUCGGUUCUGAAACAGCGGAAGGGUUCAAAAUGGCUUGGCAGAGAUGAACAAUGCGAAGGUGUAGGUACAUAACUCAGCUUAACAAAACUUUUUACCAGACGAGUCGAUACUUUUUUUUUCAUUUUAAAAUACAGUACGU
This is a messenger RNA of Hibiscus syriacus, 1787 nucleotides long. Its product is annotated as glycosyltransferase family 92 protein At1g27200-like. Bases 1 to 1695 code for a protein of 564 amino acids. Lineage: Eukaryota; Viridiplantae; Streptophyta; Magnoliopsida; Malvales; Malvaceae. The transcript has a single exon. The record is from RefSeq and is a predicted model, not a curated record.